AGCUGAUUGCAUAAUGCGCUUCAACAUCUGACCGAUAACUGUUGACACUUGGUGACAAUCUGUCUAUUUGCUGUUUCGAAGUUCGUCCUCAGUGCAGGUCAACAGACUAGGAACAGCUGCAGUACAAUGGCUGCCUUCCUUCAUCACUGCCCCUUCUUGAAAGCUGUCCCGAAGCCAGCUUUGAGGAGAACAGGGGCCACCUUGAUGUCUCUGGCCGAUCGGUGCCCCAUCAUCGCUCGACAGAUCAGCGUGAGUGGCCCAGCCUCUCUGGACGCCAAGCUGGGCGUCUCAUCCGACGCCCUGAAGACUAAACGACUUCCCACCAUGGAUCAAAGGAGGCUGUUUGCUCAGUCGGCGGCUCAGGUGGCUGAGUCUGUGUCGAAGGGCUGCCCUUUCGUCAGCUCUCAGAUCGGGAUGGUGCGAGCCAGCCCCGAAGUGCAAGAGGACGUCAAAGAGGGUCUGAUGACUCCUCUGCUGAAGGGUUUGAAGGAUUUAAUCCUCCCGACACCAGCUCAGGCCGACACCGUCACCCACCUCCUCAAAGACAACAUGGUUGGACCCAGCUACGACUACGACCGCUUCUUCGCUGAGAAGAUUGCUGAGAAGAAGAAGGACCACACAUACAGAGUCUUCAAGACCGUGAACAGGAGUGCUGAGGUCUUUCCAUUUGCGGACGAUUACUCCGUCUCUGGGCGGGAGGGCUCCCAGGUGUCCGUCUGGUGCAGCAACGACUACCUGGGGAUGAGUCGCCACCCGCGGGUCCUCAGUGCCAUCAGUGAUGCCCUGGAGAAGCACGGAGCAGGAGCGGGGGGCACCAGGAACAUCUCCGGCACUAGUAACUACCACGUGUCUCUGGAGAAGGAGCUGGCCCAGCUCCACCAGAAGGACGCAGCUCUCGUCUUCUCCUCCUGCUUCGUGGCAAAUGACUCUACCCUCUUCACUUUGGCGAAGAUGCUUCCAGGGUGCGAGAUCUACUCCGAUGCAGGGAACCACGCGUCGAUGAUUCAGGGCAUCAGGAACAGCGGAGCCAAGCGCUUCAUCUUCCGCCACAAUGACAGCCGACACCUUGAGGAGCUGCUGCGACGCUCUGACCCCAAGACACCCAAGAUAGUGGCGUUUGAGACUGUGCACUCCAUGGACGGUGCCAUAUGUCCUCUGGAAGAGCUGUGUGACGUAUCUCACCGCUACGGAGCUCUGACGUUCGUUGAUGAGGUUCACGCUGUGGGCCUGUACGGAGCCCAUGGAGCUGGAGUGGGAGAGAGGGACAACAUUAUGCACAAGAUUGACAUUGUUUCUGGGACCUUAGGUAAAGCCUUUGGCUGUGUUGGAGGCUACAUCGCCAGCAGCAACGCCCUGGUGGACACAGUGCGCUCCUUUGCGGCCGGCUUCAUCUUCACCACUGCCCUGCCCCCGAUGGUCCUGUCUGGAGCCCUGGAGUCGGUCCGGGUGCUGAAGAGCUCCGAGGGGCAGUCGCUCCGCAGAGCCCACCAGAGGAACGUCAAGCACAUGAGGCAGCUGCUCAUGGACAAGGGCCUGCCUGUGGUCAACUGCCCCAGCCACAUCAUCCCCAUCCAGGUGGGCAACGCUGAGCUGAACACCAAGGUGUCUGACAUCCUGCUGGAGAGACACAACAUCUACGUCCAGGCCAUUAACUACCCCACAGUGCCUCGGGGUGAGGAGCUGCUGCGCCUGGCUCCGUCUCCUCACCACGACCCAGCAAUGAUGGAGUAUUUCGUGGAUAAACUGGUGGAGGUGUGGCAGGAAGCAGGGCUCCAGCUCAACACCCCGUCAGUGGCCUCCUGCACCUUCUGUGACCGUCCGCUGCACUUCGACCUUAUGAGUGAAUGGGAGAAAUCCUAUUUCGGCAACAUGGAACCGCAAUACAUUACUGUGUCUGCAUAAUACCGAAGUACUUGAAGGCCUACACAUACAGCAUAUGUAUACAAUUAAUGCUACAUCCAACAUCCUUUUAAAUUCUUAAUGUCCAACUUCAUGUACACUGAGAAUGUUUAAACAUCAUUUAAUGUCAAUGUAUCGGACUAAACUAAACAGUAUUUAUUUCUAUUUUCCUGCAUUUAUGCUAAUUAAAUUGUGUUUGCUCCCAUUGCUAUGAUUAAAUAAAGUUGUGCCUCCUCCACUUAAAAGCACAAAACCUGCACACUGGGCACUUUCUUAAAUCUUAUAUCUGGGUGUGAUGGUUUGAAUUAAACUAUGGUAUCUCA
Molecule: messenger RNA, 2222 nt
Organism: Acanthopagrus latus (yellowfin seabream)
Lineage: Eukaryota; Metazoa; Chordata; Actinopteri; Spariformes; Sparidae
Gene: alas2
Product: aminolevulinate, delta-, synthase 2
Exons: 10
Coding region: 127-1902 (591 amino acids)
Biological process (GO): heme biosynthetic process; hemoglobin biosynthetic process; erythrocyte development
Cellular component (GO): mitochondrion; mitochondrial matrix
Molecular function (GO): pyridoxal phosphate binding; 5-aminolevulinate synthase activity
Source: RefSeq, a predicted model, not a curated record